AUGCUGACGUAUCCUAAUUUACAGCUCACGUGUGCUACAGCAUAUGAAAAGCAUACUUCACUUAGUGAACAACAAUGUCGUAACCUUUGUUUGCAAAAGUCAAUCCAAACGUGCCAGUACCAACGAAUUAAGUCAGCAGAGAAGUUUUUUUAA
Molecule: messenger RNA, 153 nt
Organism: Thelazia callipaeda (thelaziosis nematode)
Lineage: Eukaryota; Metazoa; Nematoda; Chromadorea; Rhabditida; Thelaziidae
Source: the annotation of a GenBank genome assembly